Moneuplotes crassus is the source of this 2905-nucleotide messenger RNA. NCBI's taxonomy places the organism in Eukaryota, Ciliophora, Spirotrichea, Euplotida, Euplotidae. The record is from the annotation of a GenBank genome assembly.
UCCUUCUCUAAGUACCAUGAACCAUCAAACCUCUAGAAAAAUCAUGGAAAAAUUGAUUAUGAAACUUGAGAGGAGUGUCGACCAACUCAACAAUGAAAUCGAUAAACAAAAGAAAACAAACAUUAAGCUUAAGCAAGAGGCUAAGGAUAAGGAAGACAAGAUGAGAGAACAGAAGGAAAUCAUGGUUAAGGAGUUCCAAGAACAACUUAAGAAUAUGUCUCAAGAAGUAGAUCCAAAAAGUAUCCCUCUUCCUCCAAGUCUGGUCGCUCCUGCUUAUAUUUCAAAACAGGACAUUGAUGGAAAAUGUCAAGGGUGCGAGAAAGAUCUCCUGAAUGUAGCUAAUUUUAUCACAAAAGCAAAGGAACUUGUUGAUCCAGACCACUAUAAUACCUUUGAAACCCGGCUAGAUGAAAUCGAAUCUCACUGAAACACAGAAUUCGGCAAAUGAAGUGAUUGCAAACAAAUAUCUGAAGAAGAAGCCUCUCACCAAAAAGAGCUGAGUAUAAAGGCUUCAAAAAUAUCAAGAGAAUGUCAGACAGAUGCUGUUCAUACUGAAGAUUAUCUGUUCUUCCAAAAUAUGAUUGAAGAUUACCUUCAAGUUUGUUUGAGAUCCAAACCGUACAAAGCUGUCAAGAUGGAUUUCAAGUUAAAAGAUUCCCAGAAGAAAGAACUUAUUAUGGACUUAUUCAAGUUCAAGGUUGCUAUCAAGAGCAAGAUCCAAGCUUUCAUUGAUAAAUACGAAGCUGCUCAUGCUAUCCAGGAACAAAUCCAAGAGUUUUCCGAACUUGUCAAAGAACAUGAAGAAAGCAAGAAGAAGUCUAAAGAAGCAGAUGAGCAAUUGGAGAAAGAGAAGAAAAAGAUCGUUGAACAAUUAAGCAAAUGGGCUAACAUGAAUAAAGAGGAGCCUGCACUUCAAGAGAAAGAUACUCCUCAAAAGGAAAAGUUAAUUGAUGAAAUGAAUCCUUACACGGAUCUGCCAUCAUCUCCUCAAUCUAUUAACUCUUUAAACGCCAGUGAUAUUUGAAACAGCUCUGUCUAUUCUGACAUAAAACCUAAAGAGAUCACCCCAUCGAAAAUCUUGGGUAGAAAAGAUUUUCAGAUCAAAUAAAGCUGUAAAGCCAAAUGGUCAGUCGAAGUUCACUGCAUCUGGUCAGAAGAAUCGGACGAGUUCUUCAAAAACAAAAUAUCAGAUACAGAAACAGAAAAGUAUUAAAACUAGCAAGUUAAUUUCAAACCUCAGGACCAAGGUGACUCCUGCGAAGGUGGCUAGGAAGUUUACCUGUGACUUACCUAUUAGUAAAGAGUCUGCCCAAAGUUUUAAGCUAAACAGGGAAGAUCUUCUGAUCAAUGAAUAUUCAAGAAUAGCACCUACUCCAGACUUAAUGGAUGACAGAGACUUAAGUGUGACCAGGCAGAAAUAUCCGACAAAGCUGCCUGCUCUCCAGUUGAAUUCAAAUAAUACGAUAGAAAAGCUACCGGUCAUGAAAGAAAGUAACUUGAUCCAUACCCCUGUAAAAGAAAAGGAAACAGACCCUGAAAUCGUCGCAGAUCAGCUAGAAAAUGCCCUCGAUGAAGAACUUGAGACCAGUGAUGUUGAAGACUUAGAAGCUGACGAAAAGAUGUUCGAGGUGAUGAUCCAGAAGCAUGAAGAAUUACAAAAAGAAAUAGACCAAAGCUUGAAGAAAAGGGUUAAAGCAUUUUACUCACAAAGGGACUAUAACACUUACAUGCUUGGUGACAAUAGGGAAGGAAAAUGAGGCACUGGAAAAGUCGAAGACUUUACUAAAUAACCCUACAGCUUUGAAAAUCAAAUUUGAGAAGAUCGACUGAGGAUAUCAUCAUAGUGCUGCUAUCUCUGAAGAUGGUAUCGUUUAUACAUGGGGUAGAUCCUCAUCAGGACAAUUAGGACAAAGUAUUGUUAUUAACCAAAAUGUACCAUCUUUGCUAGCUCAGCCAUUGGAAAAAGUGACAAUUGAUGAAGUGAGCUGUGGCUGGCAGCAUACUCUAGCUAUAACAGUGUCUAAAUAUUUGUAUUCAUGGGGCCUUAAUAUCAAUGGCCAACUUGGACUGGGGGAUUAUGAAGAUAGAAAAAUCCCAACUCUGGUUGAGGCUGUGAUCACUACACCUGCAAUGAAGAUAAGCGCUGGUCAUUCUCACUCUGCAAUGAUAGACUUUGAUUCUCGUUUAUACACUUGGGGUGCAAAUCCCGACAGUAGAUUAUGUAAAAAGACCACUUACUAUAAGCUGUCGAUGAGACCAAAGAACGUGAAUAAACCCUAUAAAUGCAAAGCAUUAGAUAGGUGAAGAAUAAUUGAUGUGUCAUUAGGACAAGAUCACUCCUUAUUUUUGGAUGAUAAAGGAGUUAUUUAUGCCUCAGGAAAUCCUUCUAAGGGAAAACUUGGAGAUCCUUAUUAUCAUCCUGAUAAGGCAGAGAAUCCAUAUAUGGCACACUAUUUUCUCACAGGAAAGAAGAAUAGGUGAGUCAAGGUCAAAGCAGGUGAUGGAUUCUCUGUCUUCCUUGCUGCAAAUGGGCAAGUUUAUGCUUGAGGUGAAGGAAAUUAUGGAAGGCUUGGAAUUGAAGGCUCGACUAGUGUACAGAAACCUACAAUGAUUCCUUGCUUUGGAACAAAGGGAAAUAAGAUCAUUGAUAUUGAAACAGGAGGAAGACAUACUUAUGCUAUUUCAAAGAAGAAAGAACUUUAUGUAUGGGGAUUUGGCUUUUAUCAUCAACUGCCAAACAACUCCACUGAUGACUGCGAAGAGCCUCUUAAAAUUGCAACCAAACAUCAGAUAGAGCAAGUCUCUUGUGGCUACUUCCACUCAGCUUAUAUCCUCGGUGAAGACUUGGUGCUACAAGAUUCUGAGGAUUCAGACUAACUCAUAUAUUUCUGGAUUCAACAGGUCA